AUGUACUUGACGUCGUCACAGAGAGCUGCCUCCAGGAGCAGGAGGAGCAGGAGGAGCAGGAGGAGCUUCAUCUCCAUCUGGUCAGGGCUCUGCAGGAGACACAAGCUGUUGAGAACUAAUUCUACAGGAGCAGGAGGAGGAGCAGGAGGAGCAGGAGACACUCUGUUUAGAGCUGACUCAACAGGAGGAGCAGGAGGAGGAGCAGGAGACACUCUGUUUAGAGCUGACUACAGGAGGAGCAGGAGGAGCAGCAGGAGGAGCAGGAGACACUCUGAGGAGCAGGAGGAGCAGGAGGAGGAGCAGGAGCAGGAGACACUCUGUUUAGAGCUGACUACAGGAGGAGCAGGAGGAGGAGCAGGAGACACUCUGUUUAGAGCUGACUACAGGAGGAGCAGGAGGAGGAGCAGGAGACACUCUGAGGAGCAAGAGGAGCAGGAGGAGGAGCAGGAGACACUCUGUUUAGAGCUGACUACAGGAGGAGCAAGAGGAGCAGGAGGAGGAGCAGGAGACACUCUGUUUAGAGCUGACUCUACAGGAGGAGCAGGAGGAGGAGCAGGAGACACUCUGUUUAGAGCUGACUACAGGAGGAGCAGGAGACACUCUGAGGAGCAGGAGGAGCAGGAGGAGGAGCAGGAGGAGGAGCAGGAGGAGCAGGAGGAGGAGCAGGAGGAGCAGGAGGAGGAGGAGGAGCAGGAGACACUCUGUUUAGAGCUGACUCUACAGGUGGAGCAGGAGGAGGAGCAGGAGGAGCAGGAGGAGGAGCAGGAGACACUCUGUUUAGAGCUGACUACAGGAGGAGCAAGAGGAGCAGGAGGAGGAGCAGGAGACACUCUGUUUAGAGCUGACUACAGGAGGAGCAAGAGGAGCAGGAGGAGGAGCAGGAGACACUCUGAGGAGCAGGAGGAGCAGGAGGAGGAGCAGGAGGAGGAGCAGGAGGAGCAGGAGGAGGAGCAGGAGGAGCAGGAGGAGGAGCAGGAGGAGGAGCAGGAGGAGCAGGAGGAGCAGGAGGAGGAGCAGGAGACACUCUGUUUAGAGCUGACUCUACAGGUGGAGCAGGAGGAGGAGCAGGAGGAGCAGGAGGAGGAGCAGGAGACACUCUGUUUAGAGCUGACUACAGGAGGAGAGGAGCAGGAGGAGCAGGAGGAACAGGAGGAGGAGCAGGAGGAGCAGGAGACACUCUGUUUAGAGCUGACUCUACAGGAGGAGCAGGAGACACUCUGUUUAGAGCUGACUCUACAGGAGGAGGAGGAGACACUCUGUUUAGAGCUGACUCUACAGGAGGAGCAGGAGACACUCUGUUUAGAGCUGACUCUACAGGAGGAGCAGGAGACACUCUUGUACCAUCGUCUGCAGUCUACCAUCGUCUGCAGUGUACCAUCGUCUGCAGUCUACCAUCGUCUGCAGUCUACCAUCGUCUGCAGUGUACCAUCGUCUGCAGUGUACCAUCGUCUGCAGUCUACCAUCGUCUGCAGUGUACCAUCGUCUGCAGUCUACCAUCGUCUGCAGUCUACCAUCGUCUGCAGUGUACCAUCGUCUGCAGUGUACCAUCGUCUGCAGUGUACCAUCGUCUGCAGUCUACCAUCGUCUGCAGUCUACCAUCGUCUGCAGUCUACCAUCGUCUGCAGUGUACCAUCGUCUGCAGUCUACCAUCGUCUGCAGUCUACCAUCGUCUGCAGUGUACCAUCGUCUGCAGUGUACCAUCGUCUGCAGUGUACCAUCGCCUGCAGUCUACCAUCGUCUGCAGUCUACCAUCGUCUGCAGUGUACCAUCGUCUGCAGUGUACCAUCGCCUGCAGUCUACCAUCGUCUGCAGUCUACCAUCGUCUGCAGUGUACCAUCGUCUGCAGUCUACCAUCGUCUGCAGUCUACCAUCGUCUGCAGUGUACCAUCGUCUGCAGUGUACAAUCGUCUGCAGUGUACCAUCGUCUGCAGUCUACCAUCGUCUGCCAGUGUACCAUCGUCUGCAGUCUACCAUCGUCUGCAGUGUACCAUCGUCUGCAGUGUACCAUCGUCUGCAGUGUACCAUCGUCUGCAGUGUACCAUCGGCAUUUUCGGACCAUUAAUGUAA
This is a messenger RNA of Knipowitschia caucasica, 2067 nucleotides long. The record is from the annotation of a GenBank genome assembly. Lineage: Eukaryota; Metazoa; Chordata; Actinopteri; Gobiiformes; Gobiidae.